Molecule: messenger RNA, 1428 nt
Organism: Sphaerodactylus townsendi
Lineage: Eukaryota; Metazoa; Chordata; Lepidosauria; Squamata; Sphaerodactylidae
Exons: 3
Coding region: 1-801 (266 amino acids)
Source: RefSeq, a predicted model, not a curated record
AUGGCUCCUCCUCACACGGCAGCAACACGGGCCGGACGACAAGCAGAGUCUAGCAGCGCUACGCAACACGCCGCGCCUCCUGGGCAGGCAACCGCCCCGCACCUCCCCGCCCUUCUCCGUCCCUCCGCCUCUGUCCUCGCCGCCGCCGCCGCCGCGCCAGGUGAUGAUGAUGCUCUGGCAGACGGCGCGGCUGCUCGCUCUCCUUCACGCGCAGUAAGAACUCGGGGUGCACAACGGCUGUCGCCGGGCAAAGAUGCACCCUCGGGGGAGCAGCCGAGCUUUCUACCGCCCGCUUCUCUUCCAGUAUCGGAGGAGCUUCGCAGCACCCCAGACCGGCUUCUCUGCACACACAAAAAGAUCCAUAAAAGCCUCGCGCCUCCCUGGAAGUGCCGCUGCCGCCGUUUUGCUUCAGACCGUAAGCCCAAAAGUCCUGGCUGUGUACUCCGGCAGACGUCACAAACCUCGCCUCGUUACCUCACGGGGCUCCGUUCGCGGGUCACUGGAAAAGAGAAGCCGGUGAUCCUGGCCUGGCCGGCACGCGGCGCCCCUUUAUCCCUCUCGUAUAAGGGCCAAGCGCGCCAGGGAUGCCCGCCUUCGCUUUGGCGCCCCCCGUUUUCACCCAAACACCCGUCCCCGAGCAAAGCCGGCCCGCCGCAAAGCUCCCCUUGGCCACGCUACACAGUGACAAGCGAAGCCGCCGCACGCAAGAAGCCCAAGCCAAGCAGCAAAACUACAGGUUCACUGCAACAAAAGACUUGGAUGGUUGGCAGAAAGGAUGAGUUUACAGAUGUGCACACAUAGUCCAGUUUCUUUAGUGGAUGUGUAGUACACCAUACUUUCAGUCUGAAAAAUCUUGCAAGUUGUUUUUGCAGUGUACUGGAUCACCAUUACAGUCACAGAAUUGGCUGCCAGCUACAUGAACUGUAGCCAUCUACAGCCCACUUCUUACAGAAAAUUUUCUUUGUAAUUCUACACCCAAGGAUGGAUUACAUGGAAAGAAAGGUGUCCAGUUGUACGUCUGAACUGGUGCUAAACCACGCUGAAACCAUUUAAACUUUCUUAAAUGUAAGGUUGCAGUCUUACAGGACCAAAUUCAGAGUAUUCCUACUGAAAUUAAAGAAAUAUAUAAGUAUGCAUUGGCAGGAUCAAGCUGCAUAUUGUUAAUUUCAAUACUUAAUGUUUCAUAGAUCAUUCUAUGUACCAUAUACACAAAACAUGGAAAGACUUCAUGGCACCUUUUCUUUUGCCAGUCUGUUUGCUUAUCCUUGUACAAACAUGGAUUUGGGAGACUAGUUUUUAACCUCAAAUUUGGCCCAUGUGUUUAUAUGGUUAAUCGAUCAAAGCAAGUGAAAAUAGCCCCUAAAGCAUGUUUGGCUAACAAGUAUGUAAAUACAAUAUACUGUAUUAAUUAAAAACUUCAAAAAUUCA